ACCAAACCCUCCCGGGACAGCCGCCGGAGAAUGGUGCAUUUGAAAAGCAAUAAGAGGAGCGGACAAACAUAAAUGGUACUAGUAUCCAAAACACAAGCAUAAUGGUAGCCUUACCCUUGAUGAUUGAUGGUGGAUUUGAAGAGUGAGCGCUGCCAGUUUUGGCUCCCGAAGAAGAAUAGACUCUGUGCCAAUGCUCCUCUCCUAAUUCCUCAUACUCCAUUCAUCAGUAAUACUAGCAAGUAACACGACCAUUAUCUCUGGUGGCUCUGAUUCAGUUUCUGCGGCAACCACACACAAAGGUCCAAUCACCAAUGGAUUCAAUGCCCCCUUGACCCUUCUCACUCCGUACUCCAGCAUAAUCUUGAAAAUCACCUUACCAGAUGCCCCUCCCUCAAACAAGCUCAGUCUCUCUCCCUCCAACCCUAUUACCAAAAGGGCAUCAAUGCCGGCGGAGGCAUCGAUGAAGAUCAUACUGCUACUGCUUCACAUAUGAAGAGACGAGCUAUCUACAACAAGACUGUCCCUGAAUUCUGUGACUUGAUCCGCAAAAUCAAGAGCAUUCAUGCAUCCCUCUCCGAUAAUACCCGCAUUCAAGAUUCUUUCAAGAUUCCUCAAGCUUGUGCUGUUUGGUCUACUCGUAGACAAAUCGAUCGGAAGUUACCCUUCCAAGAGAAACAUGUUUUGCAGCAGGCCUCCAUCCUUGGUAACCUGGAAGAAUUUGGACUGUUGCCCAAGUCUGGUGUAGAGGAUGCUGUAAUUGAUGCGAGGACUCUAGACCGCAGCGAUGUUGAUGUUCCUGCUGUCGUGGAAUUUGGAGCUGGGAGGGGUUACCUGACCCAAUUGCUUGCUGACUGCUACGGGAUUAAAAAAGUGCUUUUGGUUGAGCGCAAGUCCUACAAGCUUAAGGCUGAUCGAAGUUUGAGACAAAUAGAGAACCUGUUGUUGGAGCGCUUGAGGAUCGAUAUUGAAGAUUUGAACUUGAAUGCUGUCAAGUCUUUGCAAGGGGUUCCUUAUUUGGCAAUUGGUAAACAUCUUUGUGGGCCGGCAACAGAUAUGACGUUGAAGUGUUGCAUAUUGGAACAAAGUGCUCAAAAUCAUGCUGAUCAGUUGAAAGCCAGUUGUUUCCUCAGAGGUCUCGCUAUAGCUACGUGCUGUCAUCAUCUUUGUCAGUGGAAACACUACAUAAAUAAGAACUACAUAUUGAAUCUCGGUUUGACCAAGGAAGAUUUCCAUGCAAUGACAUGGCUUACUAGCUGGGCAGUUGAUGCAGACCAUGGAUCAGACAUUUUUGUCGUUGACAGCUCGCCGAAUCUAAGUCUCAAUGAGAAGGAAGAGAUUGGAGCAGAAUUAAGUCAAUCUGGAGUGGGAGACGUUGUUAGGAAUAUGAGCGCUGUGGAGAGGGCAGUGGUGGGAUUCAUGUGUAAAGAUAUCAUUGAUGCUGGAAGAUUGAUGUGGCUCAAGGAGCUUGGAUUACACUCUCAAGUUGUAAAGUAUGUUCCACCCGGUAUCUCUCCUGAAAACCAUUUACUGAUUGCUAGGCAGGGCAAUGGAUUAUAUGAUGAUUCUGUUGCUGUUAAAUAAAUUCUCUGCCUCCAAAACCCAGAGACAACAGACUGUGAAUCAGGGAACUUCAUCAGAUCAACGUAUCAGAUGAUUUUUAAAAAGCAUCAGACAAUUCUUCAAACCGACUAUUUCCUCCUCUUUCUUCCCCUUUCCCUCCGGAGUUCCUUGAUGAUGGCUGUGUGCAAUUCCUUGAUGAUGGCUGCGCAGUUCAUCUACGCAAAAAGUUUGAAGUACCUUUUAUUUUUAUUUUGUCUUCAUCGUUAAAUGCAUUUGAAUUAGGGGUGCAAAACGAACCGGAGCGAUUUGCGAGUUAAUCGAUCAAACGAUCGACUCGGCUCAGCAUUGAUCGAGUUCGAGUUGAUCUUGAGCGGCACGUUUACUCAAACGCGCUGAGUAUCAAUCAUUUUUAGUUAAGCUCGAUUGCUCGUCGACUGUGAUCGAGCAGUAUGUAUUUUAUAUAUAUUAUUUAUUUAUUGGUGUAUAGUAAAUUACAUAUAUAGGUACUGAGUUCUUGUAAAUUCCCAAAAUGCCUCCUUUUUAAUCGAUCUUAAUACGUCAAACUCAAGUUUGAGCUCGAUUGGGCUCGAGCUAG
Messenger RNA from Coffea arabica (coffee), 2155 nucleotides. The record is from RefSeq and is a predicted model, not a curated record. Lineage: Eukaryota; Viridiplantae; Streptophyta; Magnoliopsida; Gentianales; Rubiaceae.